UCUUCUCUUCUAUUUCUCGCUUGAUUUGGGAAUUCCCUUUCGGUUUUUUUAUUAUUAUUUUUAUUAUUUUUCCUUUUUUUUUUCAACCGAGAUCUUUGACCUUCUUUCUCUCGCUUUCCAGUUGUAUACCCCAAUCUACGUUUUACUAUGAAUUCGGUGCACGACACAAAGGAGUGGCAUUUGUCCGAAACGCCUCUUCAAAACUCCCCGAUGAAUGAUUGCACCACCCAAUCUUCUCCACACCCCACCCAACAGUACUCGCCUAUGCCGACAAUGGAUCAAGGCUAUGGUCAUCCUUAUCCUCCCGGGAAUCUUCAUCCAAUGCAUCCCUAUCCACCCAUGGUUCCUAGCAACUACAUGUCGCCCAUGAAACCGGAAUCCGAUCCAAGGUUGCCAGGUAUGAUGGCGCUUUCGCAACCUGGUACACCGCGUCCUUCGGGAUACAUGAACGAUCUGUCACCUGGAAAGAAGAGGGAAGGUCCUUACAUGAGUUCUUUCCACGCCACGCCUUAUCCAUCAGCCAUGGUGGCUCGUAAGCGUAUGAGAAAUGAUCCGCUUUUCCUUUCCGAGGCUGGCCCUUUUUUCAGUUCGACUAAGCCUUUCGACAACUUGUAUGCAUUUGACCGAACCACUUUGUUAACUGCGCGCAUCCAUUCCAAAAUGGAUCGUGGCUUUUUCUUGGCUGACAAUGACUGGACCUGCUAUCGUCGCAACUAUUUCCAGAUUAGCAGCACGCUUCAAUUGCAUGGGUAUAAUCGAUACUAUCUUGAACAAGGACCUCAAUGCUAUGUUCAAACCAGUGAAGGCACAUUUUUGUCGGUGCGUCGGUUCCUCAUUGGUAUCUCGGCUCGUGUAGCGAACAGUGACAAGCAGAUUGAGUUGGUGCAACACACUCCCAAGCGCGAUAAAGGUCCUCAACUCAAACCGGAACUGAAGCCUAUUACCCCGGGUGGUAACCUGAAUAUGAGUGCGGUGGGAACCAACCAAAAUGUCGCUACAUUUGAACGUAUUCAAUUCAAAACGGCCACAGCCAACAAUGGCAAACGACGAGCCGCCCAGCAAUACUAUGUAUGCAAUGUGGAUCUUUACGCUGAAACAGAGAAUGGUAACAUCAAGGUCGCCUCGUGUCAAUCGGCUCCGCUCGUGGUGCGUGGUCGUAGUCCCGGCCAUUAUGCCGACAGUCAAGACAAGUACAAGCAAGAAAUUCAUCCCGAUGCUGGCAUCUCUGUGCAACCACCCCACGAUGAUCGAUUUACUGCUGCUCCAUUCCCACGACCUCCCAUUACUCCUCCGGGAAUAAUGGCCAAUGAAUACGGCACCUCGUAUCCUUACUACCACAACUAUGGUCAUUUUGCUCCAGCCCCUUUACACAACCAACUUCAACCGCCUACUUCCAUGGUCAUGACCAGUGGUCCACCUACGCCCACCACCGUAGGUUCAUCGAUUUAUAACCCAUCACACCCUGCUUCUCCCCACCACUAUAUGAUGCCCAAUCGUUCAUCCGCAUCCUCGUCUCCUGUCCUCUACCACGGCGAAUUUGCCCAUCAGCAGCAACAGCAUCAGCAGCAACAAUCACCUCAUCCCGUGCCCAAUCAACCAUCCGAGGACCCUAAAAUAGCCCAGCCACAUCCUAGCACCCCCGGUCUGAACAUUCACAUUCCUUUGGACGCGUCAGCUACCGCCGAUUGGACACGCUCCCGAUACCAUUCGGCCGAAUCCUCCGUUCCUUCGCCUGCCCCGGAUCAGGCCCAAAACUCUUACUUUGCACAAGCGACACCCGCUCUCUCUUCCUCUUCGGCUUCCCAAAUUAGUGCCUUUUCACCUACUACACCCACCACGCCUUAUGCUCCUCGCAAAUAUAAUCCAGCUCCGGCCAUGGAAAACCAGCAAACUUCUUAGGGCUGCUAAAAAAAAAUCAUGGAUCUUGCAACUCAGUUGCAACCGCGACCACAAAAUCCAAAAAAAAACUGUUCUUUUAUUACCCAUAGCUCUGUUUCCAGUGUAAUCUUACUGUUCUUUUUAUUUCUUCUUUUUCUGUACACGAUAUAGCACUCUGCUUUGUUUUUUUUCUUUUCACACAAGAUGCCUUGCAUUGUUUUUAUGUAAUAGUUUUUCUUUUUUAUUCUUUAUUUCGAUACAUCUCUGUUUUACGUUUCUUAAAUUUUCCCAUAUAUCACUUUACAGCACACAUGUAUAAAUAUAUAUUAUAUUCUUAUCGUCGAAAA
Messenger RNA from Radiomyces spectabilis, 2225 nucleotides. RefSeq lists its product as uncharacterized. The coding region runs from base 148 to 1899 and encodes 583 amino acids. The record is from RefSeq and is a predicted model, not a curated record. The transcript is spliced from 4 exons. Gene Ontology annotation, biological process: positive regulation of transcription by RNA polymerase II; meiotic cell cycle. Gene Ontology annotation, molecular function: DNA binding; DNA-binding transcription factor activity. Gene Ontology annotation, cellular component: nuclear chromosome. Lineage: Eukaryota; Fungi; Mucoromycota; Mucoromycetes; Mucorales; Radiomycetaceae.